Molecule: messenger RNA, 751 nt
Organism: Salvelinus sp. IW2-2015
Lineage: Eukaryota; Metazoa; Chordata; Actinopteri; Salmoniformes; Salmonidae
Product: C-type lectin domain family 12 member B
Source: RefSeq, a predicted model, not a curated record
CUAGAAGCAGAGACUUAACGUAUAGUAGACCUACAUAGAAAGAAAGACCCAGGUAUUGUUAAAGAUGUCAAAGGUCAUCUAUGCUGAACCAGAUAUGAACAAGAAGGUGAAGUUUAAUAGAGGUGAGAUGGAGGAGAGGAUUGUGGAUAUCUACGUCAGUGCAGACACCCUGAGAGACGGUGAGACCAGCACCAAGAGAGAAGAGACAGCAUACACUGCUCCUAAUAAUGGACCAGGAGACCAGUACUCUGGUAACACACACACACUCACAAAACAUAACAUUAUAUUGUAUGUCUCCACAGAUCCUGAUAGCUCAGUGAAGAGACCCUUCCUAGUUGCUGCAGUGUGUCUGGGGCUGCUGUGUGUCCUCCUACUGGCUGGGAUCAUAGGCCUGUCUGUCUACUAUAACAGAGCCAUCAAAGAUUCUGAGGAUAAAAGGAACAACUUGUCACAGAGUUGUUCCCUUUAUAAGACUAACGCAACUGCAGAGAGAGACCAGUUACAGACCAGAUACAACAACCUGACUGAAGAGAGAGACCAGCUACAAACCAGAUACAACAACCUGACUGAAGAGAAAGGCCAUAUUCAGGCAAAGCUUUUUGUGAUAGAACAGCAUUGUCAGGAGGGAUGGAGAUACUUUGACUCCAGUUUGUACUUCCUCUCUACUGAGAAGAAAACCUGGGAAGAGAGCAGACAGGACUGUCUGGAGAGAGGAGCAGACCUGGUGAUCAUAAACAGCAAUAUGGAACAG